AUGAGCAGCAAGGGUUGUAGUUAUUACUCAAGUGGAGGUUCUUCUGCUACUGCAUGCAGUUCAUUUUGGGGUGAUAGAGAUUUGAGCGGCGGUGCCAUUGCUGGUAUUGUGAUCGGUAGUAUCGUUGGUGUACUUAUUAUUGUUUUGAUAGUUAUUCUUAUUAUCUAUUGCGUCCGACAUAAUCAACUGGCAUCACCUGUCAAUACACCACGACCCGAUUGGAUGAAUAAUCAACAAAUGCAACGAC
Molecule: messenger RNA, 247 nt
Organism: Rotaria sp. Silwood2
Lineage: Eukaryota; Metazoa; Rotifera; Eurotatoria; Philodinida; Philodinidae
Source: the annotation of a GenBank genome assembly